This is a messenger RNA of Frankliniella occidentalis (western flower thrips), 8703 nucleotides long. RefSeq names its product roquin-1. Gene Ontology annotation, molecular function: metal ion binding. The transcript has 17 exons. NCBI's taxonomy places the organism in Eukaryota, Metazoa, Arthropoda, Insecta, Thysanoptera, Thripidae. The coding region runs from base 161 to 3034 and encodes 957 amino acids. The record is from RefSeq and is a predicted model, not a curated record.
CCUCCAGGGCAACCCUUUGAAUACACAACGUUUCUGAAGUUUGCCGGACUGCCUUGUUCAUCUGUUGCUGGUUGGGCGAUCGGUGGCGAUGUGUCAACAAUGAACAAUCAUGGCCGCCUAAAAGUCAUCUGUACGUGCGAUGGAGUAAAUAAUCCUAAGAAUGCCGAUCCAGGCUCCACAGUGGACCGAGUUCCUUUCGUGUCCAGUGUGCACAAAUGAAUUUGCACCUGCUCUUCGUAGUCCUAUCAGCCUGGGCUGUGGACACACUGUGUGCAGAACAUGCCUUAACAAUUUGCAUUGUAAGCAGUGCCCAUUUGAUCAGGCAACUAUUAACACUGAUUUAGAAGAAUUACCGGUAAAUUAUGCCUUGUUACAACUAGUACUUUUGAAUGGGCCUCUAGAUGCAAAUGAGGAACAGCAAGAUUUUGUUCCCAACAACUUGUUGCCUGAAGAUUCUAGGCUUUAUCUUCAAUCUAAAAAAUGUAUAGAGGAACUGGCUCUAUAUCUCAAACCCUUCUCUACUGGAAAUGGGGGUGGGGGUACAAGUUUCCUUUCACGCCCUAUGCAGCGAAAAUUGGUCACUCUAAUAAAUUGCCAGUUGAUGGAAGCCGAGGGAAGAGCAAGAGCUUUGAGGGCAGCUCGUUCGUUAGGGGAAAGGACUGUUAUGGAGUUGAUUUUGCAACAUCAAAAUCCACAGCAGCUCUCAGCCAACUUAUGGGCAGCAGUUAGAGCACGAGGAUGUCAGUUCCUUGGGCCAGCUAUGCAGGAAGAAGUUUUAAAAUUGGUUCUGCUUGCCUUAGAAGAUGGAUCUGCCUUGUCUCGAAAAGUUCUUGUAAUGUUUGUUGUGCAAAGAUUAGAGCAGCAUUUUCCUCAAGCUUCCAAGACCAGUAUUGGACACGUGGUUCAGCUUCUGUAUCGUGCUUCAUGUUUCAAGGUUUCUAAACGGGAAGGGGAUUCAUCACUCAUGCAAUUAAAAGAUGAAUUUAGAACAUACGAAGCUUUACGACGAGAGCAUGAUGCCCAAAUUGUUCAGAUUGCCACUGAAGCGGGAUUAAGAAUUGCUCCUGAUCAAUGGAGUGCUCUUCUCUAUGGCGAUACUGUGCACAAAUCACAGAUGCAAAGCAUCAUAGACAAGUUACAAAGCCCCCAAUCUUUCUCUCAGUCAGUACAUGAACUCAUCAUUGCCCUUCAAAGAACUGGAGAUCCCGGGAAACUCUCUGUUCUUAGAUCUCACUUGGAACUCCUUGCUGAAAUUGAUCCAAGCCCAGAGUGUGAACCUCCUUCUUGGAGCGAAUUGUGGCAUGCAUUAGAUGGAGUGCGUGCUGUAGUAGCUGGCUUGGUGGAAUUUAUUCAGCUGCAUGGAUCCCGUAAAUUGACUGACCAAAAUGGACAGCACGGUGCCAAAUACAAAAUCAGCAUGUGUAGAGACUUGACGUUGCGCAGUUCUUGUCCAAGAGGUGCUAAUUGUACUUUUGCCCAUACUGAAGAAGAGUUAGACAGAUAUCGAGCAAAGAAUCGCAAAAAUGCAGUGAGAUUAAUGAAAAUUUCUAGUGACAUUAAAGAGGAAAGAGAGGAUGGGGAUGGUGUGGCUUCUGGUGAAGAAACAGUGUAUGGUAGUCCACCUGUGGACUCUAGCUCUAUACGAAAAGGAUUCUUGGCCUCUGGACCUCAAACUGUGCCCAAUUUGAGCUAUCGACCAGUAAUGAAUUUAGCCUCUCGACCUGAUGUGGAUUACAAUGUCCCUUAUCCGGGUGGUGCAGGACUGACAUCUCCAUCUCAACUUCUCUCUUCAACACAAACAUCUCUUCAACAGGUGUCACCUGUCCAAGUCACAUCAUUUAGACCGAUGCAACCGGCCAUGUUUGCUCAAACUCCUGUCUAUGCCCCAGAUAUAUACAGUCAAUCUCCACAUGCCUCGAUGCUUGGAAUUCAUGCUGGGCAACAAUUUAAAGCAAUAUCUACACAAAAUUUGGACUACUCCUCUCCACCUUCACCAUUGCCCAUGGAAAAUACUCGCAACGCCUCAAAAAUGGAAACUGUACAUCAGAAGCAUGUUCACCCUAGGAUCAUUCAAACUGGUCCAGCCAAAGGAAUGUCCUCAAGAGAAUUGUUCAUGCUACAACAACGUAAAAAUAAAAUUGUGUCCCAACUUGAGAAAGUUGUUGGAAAACAUUUAGCCAACGCAAUAUCAAGUCAAGUCAGAAUAUCUCAGAUGCUAAAUGUGGAUCCUCAGUUGUGUGGACCACCACCUUGCUGGAGUGUUGGUGCUGGCGAUGCCCUUGAUGGCCAUAGGGCACCUCACAUUAGUGCACCAUCCUUAAUUAACAGGUCGAAUUCAUUUCAAUCAGAUGAUGAUGUUGUUCCUCAUGAGGGGCCAGUAAUGAAUAAAUAUGGUCCAAUUUCAAGAAUGACAAAAACAUUGAUACAAUCAGGAAACCCAUACGCUGAGUCCCCCAUACCAGGCUCAGUCAACAGAAGGCCUCUAACACCAUCCAGUCCCAUGGCAUCUAUGUUGCUUCACAACAUACCAGGAUAUCCUUCAAGCUCUCACAUUUUAACUACCCAAGGUCCUGCUGGCAGUGAUGGUUAUAUUACAAUUGGACACAGCAUUCUUGAUUCAACUCAAUUUAUUAUGCCCGAAGACAAGCAACAGUUGGAAUCACAACUUAUGCAUUUGCAUAUGAGGAACUUAGAGCAAGGAAUUCAUAACCUCAAGUUAGACCCAGAAACACAUUGUAUGCAGGAGAGUGAAAAGCUCACAUCUGAAUUGUUUGCUAUUGAGCAAGGCAUCCGCGAGCAGAUCCGAAUGAGUCAGCCGAUGAAUUCUUCAGAUAUGAGUUCCUGGAGCCUGAACAAAGAAGGUGGUAAUUUGAAUUGGAACAUUAGACCUCCUGGAAAUAUACAUGUUCAAGGAGAGGACACCUAUGAUGCAGUCAUAGCCAACGACAUGAUGGAGCAGGCAUUGCGUCUUGAAUUGGACCUUGAAGAACAAGAGAAACGCUGGUGUAAUGAGGAUGGCACUGCAAAGCCUUAGGGGGCAACACCUGGGAGUGAGUGAUCAUGUUGUUAUUUCCAUUGCCCUGUACUUCUGUUGAUAGAUAUUUUUGUCAGCAAUGUACUUCUAUCAAACCUUCUCAUUAUUUUCUCUGAUUGUCUAGUGAUUUGUAAUAGUUUACAUUUUUCGUGAUUUUUCUUAUAGCAUAACAUAGAUAUGCUACCAGGAAAGUCUAAUCAAAUGUUUUGUUUUAUUUUGUUUUCUGAGAAAACGGCAAUAUGCCCUUAAAUUACGUUAUACUCUUGCUAUUGUUUACUUUUGAUGUUCGGUCAGUACUUUAACCACAGGGACAAGGCCCCUAAUAUGUACAGUUUGUCUUGUAUCAAUUGAAAUAUUGAUAGUUUUGGGACAAACUCUUGUUUUAUUGGUUGACAUUAGCUUUUAUUUGUGGGCCUUUCUUGUUUGACUUUGGCUGCAAAUGAUUGGCUUGAAACAAGCCGGAGACUUUCCUUUAUUCUUCUUAAUCAUUUACAGUGUCUACAAGAUUUUCUUGUAUUUAUAACUAGUAAAAAACUCUCAAUUCUGUGAGGGUAUUAUAAAGAAACCUAUAGCAAUUUCUUAAAAUGUGAUCUUUUAUUAUGUGAUGCAGCCAAAUGUUCACAGCAUUUAGCCAUAUCUCCACUUUUUGAAGUGUACAUACAGAUUUGACAUUGUUUUUCCAUUGCAUGUUCCCUGUACACAACUGUCAAAGGAUGUUAACUUUGGGAACUUGUGAUUGAAUGAUAAGGAGGGUAAUUAUUAUAAUUAUAUAUAUCCUUGCAUGUUGAGGAAUAUUGCAAUCCAGCUGGGUAAGAAAAACCCGUUGUGUUGGGUGUGAUUUUGCUCCCAGUUGAGCAGUUAUGGAUAAUGGUGCAACCUGUGAUAAUGUGAUGCUGUUAGCAACUUCUUCUGUCCUUUGGCAUUAUAGCCAAUAUUUGAAAAGGGUUUAAAGUGAACUGUGCAACCAGCAGUCAAAUUAUUUUUAUGUCUUAUAAAAAUCUACUAUUGUUAUCUAUCUAUUUAUUAAGAUGAAUAGGAAAUGCAAUGUAUAUGUAUUGUUAUAUAGCUACUGAUAUAGCAGACUUGUCUUGAAUCAGAAAUUUUGCAACCGCCAAUGCAUCUGGCUACUCACCAUUAUUUUUCUACAAGAACAUUUAUUAUCUUAUUGUGUUUUGUACAGAGGCUUUCAUUGCACCAUUUUGCCCACAUUGUUUUUAGCAAACUACGCUACCUGAUCGGACACAAGUUAUCAGGGAAGUGGGUGGCAUGCCAACCUCCCUCCCAGCCUGCACUCAGCUGAAGUGUGAUGGAUUGCCUACCCAAGCAAAAGAAUGGUUUACUUGGGCUACUUGGUACUCACAUACCUACCAGUUAGUGCACUAGGUUGUCAGAUGGUCUGUAAUUCAAUCGCAAUCAAAAUGUAUUAACAAUCCUAUUUGCCUUGUUUGUUCAUAAUUAAAGUUUAUAUCUUCAUCUCCUUUGAUCUGAAAUGUUGACAAGUAGAGUUGAAACUAAAGUAAUUUCUUCUGUUUUUGAAUUAAGUUUAAUUUCAAAUGCAAUCCUGGUUUGUUAUUGGUUUUACUUAAUUGGUUGUACAAUAUGACUAUUAUUUUUGUGUUAAGGUAUUUAUGCACAAUGAAAACUGCUGUGAGACUUACUGGUUUGUUGUGUAGUGUUCUCACAGCCCCCCCCCUUUUUUUCUUGUUCAUUUUCUAUAAUUCUAAAGUUUCUAAUUUUAUUGCUGGUUAACAUAAUUCAAAUAAUGUAUGUUGAAAUUUGGAUGAUGAUGAUGAUGAUGAUGAUAAAAAUGAUGAUGGAUGGAUGGAUGGUGAUGCAAUGUAUUUUUAUAUGUUACUUUUCAUCAAAUAUUUAUUUUAAACCUAUGAAGAAAAAAUAAUUUAAUAUUUUCUCAAACCAUUACAGACUAUGCAUGUAAAGAAUACUCGCAGUAGAGUAGCUUUAUGUUACUGGUGAUCCCUUUUCUAGUUAACUUCCCUGUACCAAAAGCUGAAGAUGGUGUUUUGGUUGUGCAUGUGUAAAAGUUGGCCAGAUUUACAAAAGUUUUCUAAAAUAUGGAAUUAUUUGGAAAUUGCUAGUGCUAACUAGCUUUGCUGUGAUUGUUGUGGGUUAACCAUGUCAACAUAAAUGUGGAAGACUACUAAAUUAUAAUUAACCUAUUUAAAACCAGUAUGUACAUGUAGAUGAGUAAUUUUACAGGCUGUUUUACUUGUAAGCUGUAAUGUUGUAAAUCUGGCUAAUUUUUUCUUGACAUGAAAUGUUGAAUGGUCAAGUGUAUGAUAUGGACUGAAACUGCACUUAGGCACAUUGUUUAAAAAUACCUGCCCAACUAAAUUAGGCAGUUAAUAUUGUUAAGAUUAGUUAUCAACCCAAUGGGUUAAGAUACCUUUCUGCUUUAUUGCAUACUCGUGAUAAAAAAAUAUUGAGUGAUCUUUCUCCUUAACACUGGAUUACUUGAGAGAUGCUUUAAGUCACUUACUUUCGUUUAUACUCCAAUAUGAAAGCAGUACUGGUUCUAUCUUGGUGUAUGAAAAUUUUGUGAUUUUCGAGGGUAUGAAGGUUCAGGUUGAAGCUAGCAUGUAAAUGCUAUUUUACUGCUUUCUUAGAUUGGAUAGGUAUGUGACAUGACUGACUUAUUUUGUUGAGACAGUAUAAUUUCUCUAUUAUAACAGUUGUGUAGAACAGGUAAUGAGGGUUAACUUUCAAGGGAACAAAGAAAUUUCUGCAGAAAUGACUCACGUAAUUCUUCUCCCACUUCCUUUUUCUGCUUGUUUGUUUUGGGCAGUGAGAUAUUUUCCUGUGCCGAUAGAAUGAAAAUUUCUGAACCUCCGGAACUUCAAAUCAUGAUUCUUAAAGAAGUAGGUAAGGAAAGCAGAUGGUUCCCAAAGUAGCUAAAAUAUCUUAUUUCUUGUUGCCCUGUCUUUUCCAAGCUGAACCUUGAUGUAUUACCUUUUGUCGGAAAAUGAAUGUAUGUCAGAGCCUUUAAGCUGAAAAAGUUAGUGGGAGUUGGUCUUGUAAUUCUAAAACUAUUCCUAAGAAAAAAAUUGAGAACUUUAAAAAUUAUAUUUUGUGUAUGUCUCAUAGGCAUAGGCUCAGAAGUAGUCCAGUGUUUCAAGCUUCUCCUGUGUUAUUAGUAAAUGACUACAACUAGACCCUGUUGUUUUCUCAUAAAGUUGUUUGAUAUCUCACUACUACUAAUGAUGGCUAUGGUGGCAGGUGUCAUUCAUCAUGAUAGCCUUUAAUAUUUUUCUUACUUCCUGCUGUGUUUUCUAACUAUUGAGAACUGAUUUUUUUUAGGCAUAUCUGGCUGCAAAUUUGCUUUUAUAAAUACUGUACACAUUAGUUUUUGUCUACAAACAAUUUGACUGAAUAUUUGCUAAUGUGUUGUUUAUAUCAGGAAUCUUAGUGCCUCCAAAGUAUGGGCCAAUAGUCUUUGUUACAGACGUGUCUUGAAGUUUACAAGAGACUAUCAAGUAGCUUGCUGUGAGACUGACAUUGCGCCACCUAAAGCGUUGCUGGAAUGCUAAUUCUUUCUAAAACCUAUGUAGUUCAAUCUAAACUUUAUUUUUGUAAUACCUCUUGGGAAAUUGGCCUGUAUUCUGUCUUAUUUUGAAAUCAUAUGAACAAUAUGUGUACAUCUAUCUAUAUGGUGUGUGGGAUAUCAUUCUAACAAGUAUUCUGUGGUAUAAUGUAUCGUUGGACUGUUUACAGUUUUGCUGCUAGUUUAACAUUUAAAAAAUGAUCUUAGACAAGGUGUUUUUUCUUGUGUUUUUGUUUUCUUUCUUAUGAAAUCAUAAACUAAAUCUGUGCCUUAAUUUUUCUUUACUGGUCUACAAUCUUUUCAAAUUUAUAGGUUAAUCUCGGUAUCAUCUUAGGUAUUUUAUUAAAUCUUCCAAGAUAGUAUUCCAUUAUUUAUUUCCUUGCAGAUUAGUGACAGCAGUUUUUCAUUUAAGUUCUUGUAUUGUCUUUCAUUUGGGGCAGGAUAACUGAUUGUAAGGUUGAGAUGAUUGCUAGCAUUCCCCAUGGUAUUUUUUUCAGUUUGUGUCUUGUCCCUCUGUGUGUGCUUUACGGACAGUCCCUUUCCAUCUUUUUCCUAGGGAUCUGUCUUUCUGAGUAGAGGAUCAUUAAUCCACAGUAUUUGCUUUUACUUUGAUACUUCUCAAUUUGUAUCCAUUAGUUUCCUGGUAAGAACACCAUACUUUUGCUUUAUGAGAUAAUAGAUCUUUGUAUGUUUCACACCACAGCAUGUUUGGAAAACUGGAUCCUAAUUUUUAUCUACAUUGAGACCCAUUCUUGUAUACAUACCUCAUUUCUCUCUUCUUCUCCCUUUGUUUUGUUUUUUUGUUUUUUGUAUUUGUUCUCCCCCCCUUCCAACAUCCCAAGAGUAACUGAACAAACACUUGGAUCUCUAUAGAGAACAUAAUUUUCCUGAAGUGUUUUUGGCUCCAUGGAAAUGUAUUAAGUUGAACACAUUUAUGUAAUACUUGCAGUGUGAAAUAGAGUUUUUGCUUAUGUAGGCUAACCAGUUAGUUGUUGAAAGUUUCUUUUGUUUCCUUUGUGAUGUAUUGUGGAUGAGACAUCUUACUACAGGUGGAUCACCUAGCGUGUUGCCCGGGUCCGGCCUGUCCUUUUCUCUUUAUUUUUAAAUUAAACACCGAAGGAGUGUGUUCUAAGGAAGUAACUUGCAUUUAAACUGGGAAAACUACAAGACAAAAAAGUUUUUCAAAAACAGCAAGUGAGCAGAGUGGACAUGGCGGAUCGCUUAGUGUAAGGCCAUCUGAAAGGUGACAUUUUAUUACUGAAUUAUUUGUUCAAUCUCAUCUACAGCUACAAGCUGAAGUUACAAUGAAAAAUGUCAAACUAUUUGUUGGUUGCACAUGUAUAUUGGAGUGUUCAUUAUUAUUUUUUAUCUAUCUACAUUUAUUAUUAUUACUAUAUCACCAUUAUUAGCAUCACUAUAUCCAUCAUUUGUUAUGUUUAUCAUCACAUGCUCAGUUCAAUAGUGAGAAGAGCUUUCAAAAGUAGGAAUGGAGGGAAACAUGUCAAUAAUUAUUAAUUUUGUUGGACCUCUGUCAUUUGUUUGCUGUUGGUUAAGAUAUUUUAAUAGUUCAAUAAUAUGGACUGAAUAUUUUUACACAACAUCAAAAAGAGGUACAGCUCAAUAAGACAAGUUUAAAUUGUUUUCCCUGAAUAAGAAAACAGAACUUUUGUUAAAACAUAUGGACAACAUUUGUUCUCUUUUGAAGCAAUAGCAAUAGCUUAGUGAUCAUUGUUGCAUUGCUUUUAUUGAAACAUUUUCAGACUGAGCAUGUCAGGUCAACUUGCUUUUGUUCUUUUGUUAUUUGCUACUUUAUAUAUGUUUUACCACAUUGCUCAUUCAAAUCAUGAAAGAGGCAAGAGUCUAAUUAGCUGUCGAGAACAGUGUUUUCUUGUUAGCUCAUCUUUAAAAGCUUGGACAUUUUUUAUGUAACGGUAUCAAUCUAAGCUUUGUGUUGACAUGAUUUUUACUAUGACCCCUUGCCUCAUUAGUAUAGUAGCCGUUUUUGUGUCUGCUUCUUGUUUUGUUUCUUCAUUUAAAUUGACAUUUUUUUUAUUAUGGUUACCAUCCCUGCAAAUAUAAGAGAUAUUUUCAAUAAAUGUUAAACGGUAAA